This is a messenger RNA of Dryobates pubescens (Downy woodpecker), 5071 nucleotides long. It is a transcript of the gene WDR17, whose product is annotated as WD repeat domain 17. The transcript is spliced from 30 exons. The record is from RefSeq and is a predicted model, not a curated record. The coding region runs from base 22 to 3966 and encodes 1314 amino acids. Gene Ontology annotation, molecular function: protein binding. Lineage: Eukaryota; Metazoa; Chordata; Aves; Piciformes; Picidae.
AUUACAACUGUGCCUUCUGUUAUGGCUUGGAUGACUUAUAUUUCCCACUGGUUUGAUGAAGAUGAUUGGUAUGAAGGACAACAAAGAGCAAAAAUGUCACAGGUUAAACAAGUGGGACUUCUGGCUGCUGGAUGCCAGCCAUGGAACAAGGAUGUAUGUGCUGCUAGUGGGGACAGAUUUGCCUACUGUGCUACCCUUGCUAUUUAUAUUUAUCAGCUGGAUCACCGAUACAAUGAAUUCAAGCUCCAAGCAAUUAUGUCUGAGCAUAAGAAGACAAUCACAGCCAUAUCUUGGUGUCCCCACAAUCCUGACAUUUUUGCAAGUGCCAGUGCAGAUAGUUUAGUAAUCAUUUGGAAUGUCACUGAACAGAAAGUUGUGGCCAAAUUGGACAAUACAAAAGGAAUUCCUGCAUCACUUAGCUGGUGCUGGAAUGCCGGUGAUGCAGUUGCAUUUGUGUCCCACAGAGGUCCAUUGUACAUCUGGACUAUCUCAGGACCCGACAGUGGGGUAACUGUACACAGAGAAGCACAUAGUUUUUUGUCAGAUAUCAGUCUAUUUAGAUGGCAUCCAAAGAAAAAAGGAAAAGUAGUAUUUGGCCAUACUGACGGAAGCCUCUCUAUUUUUCAGCCAGGCUCUAAAAAUCAGAAACAUGUCUUAAGACCGGAGUCUCUUGAAGGAACAGAUGAAGAGGAUCCAGUUACAGCACUGGAGUGGGACCCUUUGUCAACCGACUACCUUCUUGUUGCUAAUUUACAUAAUGGUAUUCGAUUAGUUGAUUCUGAGUCUCUGUCCUGUAUCACAACUUUUAAUUUUCCCAGUGCGGCAGCAUCCGUUCAGUGUUUAGCCUGGGUUUCCAGUGCGCCUGGAAUGUUUAUAACUGGAGAUUCUCAGGUUGGUGUGUUACGUGUUUGGAAUGUUUCACGUACAACACCUAUAGAUAAUUUUAAAUUGAAGAAAACCGGUUUCCAUGGUUUACAUGUGCUAAGUUCUCCUCCAAAGAAAAAGUCACAUUCAUCACAGUAUCCUACUAAAAAUCACCAUACAUCCUCAACAAGUGAGGCUGUUCCUCCUCCAACUUUAACCCAAAACCAAGCAUUUUCUCUUCCUCCUGGUCAUGCUGUCUGUUGCUUCAUGGAUGGUGGAGUGGGGCUGUAUGACAUGGGAGCCAAAAAGUGGGAUUUCCUUAGAGAUUUGGGACAUGUUGAGACCAUCUUUGAUUGCAAAUUCAAACCCGAUAACCCUGAUCUUCUUGCUACAGCUUCAUUUGAUGGCACAAUAAAAGUUUGGGACAUAAAUACUUUAACAGCGGUUUACACAUCUCCUGGUAAUGAGGGGGUUAUUUAUUCCAUUUCUUGGGCUCCAGGAGAUCUGAACUGCAUAGCAGGUGCAACAUCUAGAAAUGGUGGUUUCAUCUGGGAUGUCAGAAAAGGCAAAAUGAUAACCAGAUUCAGUGAGCAUGGAAAGAAUGGAAUCUUCUGCAUUGCCUGGAGUCAUAAAGAUUCCAAAAGAAUAGCAACCUGCAGCAGUGAUGGAUUUUGCAUCAUUCGAACCAUCGAUGGCAAGGUCCUUCACAAGUACAAACAUCCAGCUGCAGUGUUUGGUUGUGACUGGAGUCAGAAUAACAAAGAUAUGAUUGCUACUGGUUGUGAGGAUAAAAAUGUUCGUGUUUACUACUUGGCAACGAGCUCUGAUCAGCCAUUGAAAGUUUUUUCAGGGCAUACUGCAAAGGUGUUUCAUGUACGAUGGUCUCCUCUGAGAGAAGGAAUCCUCUGCAGUGGCUCUGAUGAUGGUACUGUUCGGAUAUGGGAUUAUACACAGGAUGCUUGCAUAAAUAUUCUUAGUGGACAUACAGCUCCAGUACGGGGACUGAUGUGGAACCCAGAAAUUCCUUACCUUCUAAUAUCUGGCAGUUGGGACUAUACAAUUCGAGCCUGGGACACAAGAGAUGGGACAUGUUUGGACACAGUAUAUGAUCAUGGUGCAGAUGUAUAUGGAUUAACAUGUCAUCCUAGUCGUCCAUUUACUAUGGCAUCUUGUUCUCGUGACUCCACUGUGAGACUCUGGUCAUUGGCACCUCUUAUAAACCCUCUACAAAUAAGUAUCUUAGUGGAUAGAUGUUGGGAUGAGAUAAUAGGUAAUACAGAUCGGGCUGUAGAAUCUGGUGCUCCUCCUUUGCUGUGUGGUAAAGUUUCCAAGGACAUUAAACAAGAAGUGGAAAAAUUGACAGGAAAUCCUCAAGACAAAAAACUAAGGUGGUUUUCAGAAUGUUUUUCACCUCCUGGAGGCAGCCAAAAUUUAUGGGAUUUGGUUGCUGUAAUAAAUGGACAGGAUGACAGUUUGCUUCCACAAAACUAUUCCAAAGGAAUUAUGCAUAUGAAACAUCUCAUUAGAUUUAGAAUGUCCAAGGCACAAGAACUGACAACAGUAAAAAUGUCCAAGUUUGGAGGUGGUAUUGGUGCACCAAGCAAAGAAGAGAGGCUGAAAGAAGCUGCUGACAUACAUCUAAGAUUAGGACAAAUUCAGCGCUAUUGUGAACUAAUGGUAGAACUUGGAGAGUGGGACAAAGCUCUCUCAGUAGCACCUGGUGUAUCAAUGAAAUACUGGAGGAAGUUAAUGCAAAGGAGAGCUGAUCAGUUAAUUCAGGAAGAAAAUGAUGAUGUCAUCCCAUACUGUAUAGCUGUUGGAGAUGUUAAAAAAAUAGUCUCUUUCUUUACUUCAAGAGGCCAGCUUAAAGAUGCUCUUCUUAUUGCACAGGCAGCUUGUGAGGGAAAUAUACAGAUGUCACCACUCUCCACAACAAGUGUGUCUUCAAAUUCUGGUGGAAACAAUACAGAUUGUUACAAUGAGCUCCUGCACGAGGUCAGUAAAGAACUAGCAGAAUGGUAUUUCCAGAAUGGCCAUGCAGUGCUUGCAGCAUGUUGCCAUCUGGCUGUUGAAAAUAUAGAGCUUGCGAUGGCAAACCUGAUUCGUGGAAAUGAACUGGAGUUGGCAAUCAGUGUGGGUACUGUCUUAGGAGAAAGUGCAGCACAAGCAACACAUUAUGCCCUAGAAUUGCUAGCAAGAAAAUGUAUGACAGUAACAACAUGCCUUCCAUCACUUGGAUACAGGGAUUUAGCAGCUGAUCUUCUUAUGAUGAUUCCUGAUAAUAAACUGCAUUUAGUAAAACUAUGUGCAUUUUAUCCUGGAUGUGUAGCAGAAAUAAAUGACCUGCAUGAAAAGUGUAAUCUUCCUGAUGUAGAAGAGUGCAUGCGGUUGGCAGAAACAAUUCAGGCAGGUGGGGAUAUAUUUGAAACUAUAAAGUACUAUCUUUUAAGCACAGAACCUGAAAAGGCUCUUCCGAUCGGCAUUCAGUAUGUGAAAGAGCAACUUUGUGGCUCAGAUUGGACUCUAGAUUCAGUGUGUCCGUACCUUGAUCUUCUAAGUUACAUACGCACCGAACGACUAGUGUUGCAUAAAUGUAGUGAAUUUCGGAAUGAGUUGUUGAUUUUGUGUGGUUACAUUGGAGCUUUACUUGCUAUCAGAAGACAGUACAACAGCAUUGUACCUGCACUUUAUGAGUAUACAAGCCAGCUUUUAAAAAGACGGGAAGUGUCUGUACCUUUGAAAAUUGAACAGCUUUCUGAGGAGCUAGAUGCCUGGAGAGCUUGUACUCAAUUAAACAAGCCCACCGAUGACUUGCCAUGCACUCCACCAUCUGAGUCACAACGAACAGUGUAUUCAUUACUCAUGUCCCGAAUACAGGAGGAGCCGCUGAAAGGAAUGGUUGGGCCAGAUUAUGUCACUGGAUCAAAUCUUCCUAGUCAUUCAGAUGCUCACAUCUCUUGUUUGACAGGGCUAAGGAUACAGGGUCCAGUGUUUUUCCUUGAAGAUGGAAAAUCUGCUGUUUCACUGAAUGAUGCUUUGAUGUGGGCCAAAGUGAAUCCUUUUUCACCACUAGGAACAGGAAUACGACUUAACCCAUUUUGAUGAAGUGUUUUCUUCUGUAAAUUGUAGUGCUUAAAAUAAAACUUUGGAGGUUAAUACUGACUUAACUUUGAUUAUCAAAUGACAGAAAGAUGGCAGUUGACUCCUCCUGAAGGGCAGUUACUUGGACUUUUAAAAUUGCAAAAUGAGAACAAGAUUACUAUCCAAAUGUUUGUUGAUAUUCCAAAGAAAAAAUUAUUUGAGAAUCCAAAGAAAAUAAAAGUCUUAACUUCAUAGACAGCCAUGGGUUUUUUUAAAUAAGAAUAGCAUUGUCAGACAAUAUAGACAUAUUUGUCAACUCUGUGUAAAUAGAUGCCUUGCAAAGAAAGCAACUAUCUGCACAUUAUCAAAAUAUGGAUAACAAACUGUGAAAUCCAUAAACACACUUUCAGAUACAUAAUAACAGAAUGAAUUUAUUGCUCGCCACUCCAACCUGUUUUCUAGAAUGACUGGAAUCCUGCAGCUGUUCCAUGUGCUGUGUCCCCCUUUUUAAUUGUAACAAAUUUUUACACACAGGAUUCUAUAGCAAAAGAAAGAUUUUUAAAGUACUUAGAUUAUUUUCUUUUUGUUCAUUAGUCAUUGUACUUAAAAGCAGUACAAAGAUGUUUAUUAACAUUUGAUUAUAUAAGUAGAUGACAGAAUUCUGUUUUCUUCUAAGUUCAUUUUUGGCAGCUGUUCCCCUUAUAAUUUCUCUGGAAGCUAAAAUCUAUUUAUAAAAUGUUUGGUUGUUUUGUUGGGUUCUUUUCCUUAAAAUAACAAAGGGUUUGUAAGGAGCAAACAGCAAAUGUAUUAAAUUUAUUUAAAUGCAUUAUGUACAUUUUAAACACUUGUUUUCUUUUUACAUUCUUUAUUAGUUACAAAUACACAUAUAUUAUGGGAGACCAGAAGCAAAUACCUUUGCAUAUAUUUUUAUUUAUUAAAUCUGUGCUCGAAUGGAAAGAAAAUUGUAGCAAUAGAAUACUAAGAAUACUUACAUUUUAAAGCUGUGUAUAUUAUGGAAUUUAAUCAUAAGGCAAAUCUUACUAAUAAUUCCCAUCAGAAUUGAUGGCACACAAGCAGAAAUCUGCUUCAUCUGUUGUUACAUUUUUUGCUGCUGGUUAAAAAUCGA